Messenger RNA from Hypanus sabinus (Atlantic stingray), 1040 nucleotides. RefSeq names its product interleukin-12 subunit beta-like. The coding region runs from base 1 to 981 and encodes 326 amino acids. NCBI's taxonomy places the organism in Eukaryota, Metazoa, Chordata, Chondrichthyes, Myliobatiformes, Dasyatidae. The record is from RefSeq and is a predicted model, not a curated record. Gene Ontology annotation, molecular function: protein binding. The transcript is spliced from 9 exons.
AUGUCCUGGAUGCAGUGCAACACAAGGACAGACAAGGACUUCAAGAUGGAUUACGUACUUCAACUAUUCAUUUCCUUCACUCUGCUGGGAAGCUAUUUGGCACUGGACAGAUACCCAGAGAACCUGGUGAUUGUGAAACGGACCAAAAGCACCCGGAUUAACUGUGGUGAAGGUCAAUUCAUGACGGUCACGUGGAAGAGGAAUGACGAGGUAUCUGGGAACUCAAAGGAACUCGUCCUGGAGAAUGUGGACCAGCCCCUGGCCGGGAACUAUACCUGUUGGCAGAACGGUAGCUUGGUGUAUCACAAAUACCUAGUGAUCAGUGAGGAAGACCAGUCACCCAUCUUCCAAUCCAAACAAGUACAAUGCCAGACCCGAAGCUUCACCGGUGUGAUUACCUGCUCCUGGAAAACUCGGGGUGCUGCAUUUUACCAAGUGAGGUACUGCCGAAGGAAUUCCACACUGAAUCCGGAGUGCAAAUACAAUUAUCUGAAUUACUCCAGCUCGGGCACAGACCACCACUUCACGUUCACCGAGGAGAACUACUCACCUUACGCAGAGGAAUACCGACCCAUCACUUUUAUCGUGGAGGCUGUAAACAGUGUUUCCUAUCAAAGUCUUCAAAAAACAUUUUAUGUUGGUGAUAUCGUGAAGCCAGAUCCACCCCAGCUGCAAUCAGCCGUCCGUCUCGGGAAAAACCUCAACAUCUCCUGGCAGUAUCCUAGCAACUGGGUCAAGCCCUACUCUUAUUUCCCUCUGAUCUUUCAAGUCCAGUGUGAACCCGUCAGGGGAUGUGGUGCCAAGAAGUGUAAGGAUGUGCCCACGGAGAUCAAACUUCCACGGAUCAUCAUUCCGAGCCGUUGCAAAAUCCACAUCAGAGCCAAGGACAAGUUCCUGAAUUCGCCUUGGAGCGAUUGGAGUGACUGGGUGGAUUCAAAAAGUCAAAAUAGCAUGGCAGUAAAUAGACAAGGCACUAGAUGACUGAAUGGAGAAGAGAAGCGAAGAUGACUUUAUCACAGUAAUUUAAAAGGACCCCGGAU